CGCUGGCUCCUACAUCAAUCAGAAAAGUCAUUGUAACGUCAAACUAGUUGAUGGUGCCGUUAAAACCUUUUGCAUUUGUUUACCGUUUACCGUCCAAUUAAGUGAAGUGCAUCCAAUAACAUGAGUACAGGAAGGAGCCCAAAACUCCCGAAAAUUUCCAUCCAAGACGUGGAAGUCAUUAAACCAGCGAACCAGCUUUCCAUGAAGUUACCUGGCAAUAGCACAGCAGCGAAAAGAAUGAAAUUAAACAACUCCACAUCAGCUCAAUUACGAAGUCCAUCGAUUAUGCUAAAUGCGACGAUCAACUUGAACAGAAGCGCUUCAAGUAGUGUCAAGAAUGUCCAUCGCACCAGCGAAGAUUUCUUCCUGAAGAACGAAAACAAUUGCUUCUACAAAUGUGUCCUCUGUUCGGAAACCGUCAACUCGAAACCAUCCUACAAGAAUCACAUGCGAACAAUCCACGAUACUGACUUAGGCCGAUACUACAUCCAAAGGGGGUUUGUGGAUGCGACUAAAGAAUUUUGCACGGAAUUCGUUCAAACCGAUUUCAAUAUCAUCCAGUCACUGACCAGCAUCUUCGAUCAAAUCGACAACAUCGGGCGAAUCAUUCGGGAUCAUAAGAAGCGGUUUCGAUGCGCCGAUCAUGAUGUUGAGAAUGGUAUAACGGACGCGUUUGUGAACGACGAGGUUGUUGUGCUGAAAUUGUGUGGUGAAAUGAUACAGCGAGCAAGUAACAUUCUGAUGGAGAAAAAUGAAUUGAUUACCUGCCUACAGGAAGAGGUGGCAGAAUUGGUGCAACAGGAUUUCAAUCAUUCCGGAACAGAAAAUCACCAGAACGACAAUCGCCAGGAUGAAAAUCAGUUUGGAGAAGAAAUUGUAAAAGAGGAAGAGGAGCCGGUGUAUGAACUGUACUACAUUGAAGACGAUGUAAAUGAUAUCAAUCAACAACAGUCUGACCCAAGCAAAGUGGAAGAAAUUAAUUCAACUCCAAGUACUGCAUCGAAACGGGGAAGGCCCAAAGGUGAUUUGGCUCGAACUCUUAACGAUUGCCUAUCAGAACUUCCCGAAGCUACAGCCGAGUAUAUCCGUUCAAUGACCCCAAACCGCGACUCCAAGUAUCAGUGUAACAUGUGCGACGUUUCUGGUAAAACGAAAAUGCUUUUGUGCGUGCACUACUUGCGUGUUCACUUGAAACGGAAAGAUAAAAUUUGCCCGCAUUGCGAUCGGGGAUUCGCCAGCCAAGGCGAUUUGACGCGUCAUAUCAGAAUUCACAGUGGGGAUUGUCCGUUUAAGUGCGAUUAUCAAGAUUGCACCAGUGAAUUCAAAACCAGCGGCGACCUGAAAAAGCACAAAAUUGUUCACGAACGGGAUCGUCUGGAUCGCCCAUUCGAGUGUUCCGAAUGCACAUCGAAAUUUGUACGACAGACUGAUCUGACGCGCCACAAGAAAAUCCAUUUGUUGGGCAAAGUCGACAACGUUGGCUUUAAGUGCGAGCUGUGCAGCAAAGUAUUUUACCGGAAGGAUUUGUUUCGAGCCCAUUCCAAUCAUCAUCUGAAAUUGAAACCGUUCGAAUGCGACCGUUGUCAAAAACGAUUCGCUAAGAAAUACGACCUCCUGAAACACCGUGACAAGGAACAUAAGGCGGUAAAUUGUGACGAAUGCGGUAAAUGUUUCGAAUCACGUGCGAAGCUGAUAGAGCAUUUUAACUCGGGUAUGUGUAAAGAUGCGAAAUCGGGUUCAAUGAAGUGAAA
Messenger RNA from Bradysia coprophila, 1751 nucleotides. RefSeq lists its product as uncharacterized. Lineage: Eukaryota; Metazoa; Arthropoda; Insecta; Diptera; Sciaridae. The record is from RefSeq and is a predicted model, not a curated record. Gene Ontology annotation, cellular component: nucleus. Gene Ontology annotation, biological process: regulation of transcription by RNA polymerase II. Gene Ontology annotation, molecular function: DNA-binding transcription factor activity, RNA polymerase II-specific.